AUGGCUACAAGUUAUUUUCAAACUCAGAAGAAGUUAAGCCUCAAACAAGUUAGGUGGCAAGAUUUCUUAAUUGAGUUUAAUUUCGAAUUUGAAUACAAGUCAGGUAAGACUAAUAUAGUAGCAGAUGCACUGAGCCGUAAGGCUGAGUUGGCAGUCAUUUCCAUGGUCGAAGGGGAUAUUGUGUAUACCAUUAAGGAAGGGUUGCAUCAUGAUCCAUUAGCCAAGAUGUUGGUGGAGUUGGCUAAAGAAGGGAAGAUUCCUGGAACUUAUCAUAUGAUUAAGUCAUGGGAAGAACAAGAAGAUGCCACUCAUUCUUACCUCGACAAAGCUGCAAAGAGGAUGAAGAAAUGGGCUGAUAAGAAGAGGAGAUAUGCAAACUAUCAAGUCCAUAAGGGCUUAAUCUACAAAUACGAAGGGUCAUUUGAUAUCACUGGGAAUGUUGGAGAGGUUGCUUACAAAGUACAACUCCCUCCCUCUAUGAAGAUCCAUUUGGUCUUCCAUGUGAGUAUGCUUAAACCAUAUCAUGAAGACCAAGAUGAAUCGAGUAGAGGUAACUCGAGUCGUGCUUUGUUUGUGGUGAUUAGAUCCUUUGAUAAGAAAAUCGAAGAGAUCUUAGCUAAUCGCGUCGUGCGACGAAGAGGAGUACCACCAAGUAUCCAAUACUUGAUCAAGUGGAAAGGACUUCCCAUAACCGAAGCUAGCUGGGAAGCUCGUGAAGAUCUGUGGCAAUUCCAAGACUACCUAGAGUGCUAUCAUGAACAGAACGUGACGAGGAUGUCUGCGCAAUAG
This is a messenger RNA of Arachis ipaensis, 789 nucleotides long. Lineage: Eukaryota; Viridiplantae; Streptophyta; Magnoliopsida; Fabales; Fabaceae. The record is from RefSeq and is a predicted model, not a curated record.